Messenger RNA from Fusarium pseudograminearum CS3096, 1662 nucleotides. RefSeq lists its product as uncharacterized. The transcript has 2 exons. Gene Ontology annotation, biological process: transmembrane transport. Gene Ontology annotation, molecular function: transmembrane transporter activity. The record is from RefSeq and is a predicted model, not a curated record. The coding region runs from base 1 to 1662 and encodes 553 amino acids. Gene Ontology annotation, cellular component: membrane. Lineage: Eukaryota; Fungi; Ascomycota; Sordariomycetes; Hypocreales; Nectriaceae.
AUGCAGGACGCUUCGAGUUCCGAGACACACGGUCUCUUAAUCUCAAACUCAUCACCAUACGACAAGUGGUCCAGGACGAGCAUGACUACCACUCCAGACAAGGAAUCCAAAGCCAGAAAGGCCUAUGGCGCAAUUGACCACAAUGUCGAUGCAAGGAGAAACAGUCUUGUGGACGCAGCAGAAGAUGAGGCGAUCAUCCCUAAAGGCGCACUCGAUCCCGUCUACGAGGCCAAAGCACGCAUCCUCAACCGUGCUGUGAGUGAGAUAGGAAUGGGAAGAUAUCAAUGGGAAUUGUUCAUUGUGAUAGGAUUUGGUUGGGCGAGCGAUAAUCUCUGGCCGAUCGUUACCUCUCUCAUCUUGACGCCCGUGGCGAAUGAGUUUGGCGUAAGCAACCCGCCAUUUCUUCCCCUUGCGCAGAACAUUGGUCUGUUGGCUGGUGCCAUGUUUUGGGGCUUCGGCUGUGAUGUUUUUGGCCGCAAAUGGGCUUUCAACAUCACUCUAGGUUUAACGGCUGUUUGGGGCUUGAUAUCAGCCAGCGCCCCCAACUUUGCUGCCAUCGCCAUCUUUGACGCCCUCUGGUCUUUCGGCGUUGGAGGUAACUUACCUGUGGACUCGGCCAUCUUCCUCGAGUUUCUACCUGCUUCGCAUCAAUAUCUUCUCACCAUUCUUUCGAUCGACUGGGCUAUCGCUCAGGUAAUCGGCACUCUGAUCGCGUGGCCCCUUUUGGGAAACUAUACAUGCCAGCAAGACACCGUAUGUCGACGCAAGGACAACAUGGGAUGGCGCUACUUUACAAUCACAAUUGGUGGCCUGACCCUCCUCAUGUUUCUUGCCCGCUUUUUACUAUUCAAGAUUUACGAGUCACCAAAGUACCUCAUGAGCAAGGGGAGAGACGAAGAGGCAGUCAAAGUUAUGCACACAAUUGCAAAAAAGAACGGAAAAACGUCUACGCUCACUCUUGAGGAUCUCAAAGCUUGUGAACCAGAGGGAUACGUCGCUCAGACGGAUGCAAGCGCAGCAUUGAAGCGAUAUCUCGAAAAGGUCGACAUGUCUCAUAUCAAAGCUCUCUUCGCAACAAGGAAACUCGGUCUCAGUACCGGACUCAUUAUGUCCGUAUGGGCUCUUAUUGGUCUUGGAUAUCCUCUCUACAACGCCUUCAUCCCGUACAUCCAAGCAACCAAGGGAGCUGACUUUGGGGAUGGAAGCACAUAUAUCACCUACCGAAACAGUCUAAUCAUUGCUGUUCUCGGUGUGCCAGGUGCUUUGCUAGGAGGAUGGCUUGUUGAACUACCUAAACUGGGACGAAAGGGAACACUGUCAGCUAGCACUGUUCUCACUGGUGUCUUCCUCUACUGUUCAACAACUGCCACGACCAGUGGCGCUUUACUCGGUUGGCAGUGCGCUUUCAACUUUUUUAGCAACAUCAUGUACGCUGUUCUCUACUCUUUCACGCCAGAGUUGUUUCCUACACCUCAUCGUGGAACAGGCAAUGCCUUGUGUGCGUCUUGCAAUCGAAUCUUUGGCAUCAUGGCUCCUAUUAUUGCGAUCUUUGCAAACCUGGAGACAUCCGCUCCUGUAUAUACGAGCGGUGCUCUUUUUAUAGCCGCCGGACUCCUCGUGUUACUUAUGCCAUUCGAGUCCAGAGGCAAAGCCGCCCUUUGA